UUUUUUUCAGUGCCGCCAGUCUGGCGCCAGGAGAGGAACAUUUCAUGAUUUUACUUUCACACUUUAAACAUAAACACAGACGAAAACAUGAAAACAAUUUUGCUUUUCUCUCUACUAUCAAUUCCCCCAAUUCUAGCUGGCUCCCACCGUAGAGUACGUCGCGUCUGUUUGGUGGAAACCCAGCCCGGAAAUUCCUCCUUCAGCCCAGUUCACAAAGAAGUAAUUUGCUACAACGCGUCGUGUUGUAAAAAGGGCUGUUGUCCUUGGUACGUCGAUCUAUUUUUUGCCUUUUUCAUCGUGUUACUUUUUUUGCUGUCCUUGAAAAUUAUAGAAAAGUGUUGGCAUAAGUACUGCAGAGUUAUGUCCGAAAGAAGCGUCACGAACGAAUCGCAAGAGAACAUCUUGAUGACGUCUGCCAAUCAGUCAAUUUGCGCUUCGAGGGACGCCCUUCCGAACUAUGGUAGCAAUAGUAGCGAAGUACCUGCACUUCCCGCCUAUACUGAUGAUGGCUUACCCACGUACGAAGAAGCUGUGUCGGCAAAGCGGUGA
Zophobas morio is the source of this 549-nucleotide messenger RNA. RefSeq lists its product as uncharacterized. The coding region runs from base 88 to 549 and encodes 153 amino acids. Lineage: Eukaryota; Metazoa; Arthropoda; Insecta; Coleoptera; Tenebrionidae. The transcript is spliced from 4 exons. The record is from RefSeq and is a predicted model, not a curated record.